AUGUCGCCUAUCGAUCUUGCCAACGAACUUCAAACUCUCGUCGCUUCUACGUACUCUGGGGACGUCACCGAUCCUUUCAAGUUGUACAAGGCAAGGCACAGCAUUUCAGACCUCUGUCUAUCGCUUUUGCGCGCCGUUCAAGGCCCCGAAGAAUACACAGCAAUCUUAGCAGAAUCCUGCCAAGAGUCAUCUGCGUUAAACGUCGUCGCGUCUUUAGGCGUCGCAGAUCACAUUGCCGAGUCUCCGAAUGGAGAACUGACCCUGCAGGAACUGAGCGAGAAAGUCAAGGCAGACGAGAAAUACCUCAGUGUCGUUCUUAGCUCUCUCGUUUAUCACGGAUACUUCAAAGAGGUCGGCGGCUUCGGUUCCCAAGUAUACGCCAACAAUGACUUCAGUAGCUUGCUCCUGUCGGAAGAAACAAAUGCCAAAGGUGGCAAGAGCAUGAAGGACGCCGUCGGCCUAUCGGCCGAUGAUGGAGCCAAAGCGACCACCCGUUUGUUAGACGCUGCAACGGGUAAAGCUAAAGGCGAAGCAAAGACUGCGGCAAAUAUUGCUUUCGACUUCAGCGAAAGCCUCUUCCAAUGGAUGGCCUCUCCCGGUAACGAAUGGCGAGGAAAGAGGACUGCCAAAGCUAUGGUUCAACUUCACGGCAUGGCCAACGGAGGAAUUGGCGAAGAUUACCCAUGGGAGAAACUCGCAACACCGAUCAUCGAUAUCGGAGGCGGUAUUGGUUCAUUCCAGGGAAUGCUCCUCGCACUUCCCAAAAACAAGGAACUUACCUUCACGAUCUUUGAUAUCGAAAAAACUGUAGAACAUGCCAAAAAGGUAUGGGCGGGUAAACCACAAUGGAUGCAAGACAAAGUGUCCUUUAUUGCCGGAGAUUUCAUGAAGUCGUCACCCAAUGACAGUAAAAUUCCUACUCCGGCACAAGGAGCAGGGACCUAUGUUAUUCGCCACGUUCUUCACGACUGGGACGAUGCACAGGUGGUCACCAUUCUUAAACACGUACGCAACGCGAUGCUAGGGUCUCCCGCAUCUACACCACCAAAGCUUCUGCUUGUAGAGAUGAUGCUCAAUGAGACUUCAUCCCGAUUUACUCGAACUACUUCCUUGCAAUUGCUAUCUCUGAACGGGGGUAUAACACGUACUGAAGGCAAGAUAAAACAGCUCAUCAAGGAAGCUGGUUUUACCGUCGACAGUGUUACAGAAGUCAGGGGUGUGGACUUAGUGGUAGAGUUGAGUCCAGCAUCGUUGUAA
Psilocybe cubensis is the source of this 1257-nucleotide messenger RNA. RefSeq lists its product as uncharacterized. The coding region runs from base 1 to 1257 and encodes 418 amino acids. Gene Ontology annotation, molecular function: O-methyltransferase activity. The record is from RefSeq and is a predicted model, not a curated record. The transcript has 8 exons. NCBI's taxonomy places the organism in Eukaryota, Fungi, Basidiomycota, Agaricomycetes, Agaricales, Agrocybaceae.